This is a messenger RNA of Lodderomyces elongisporus, 1206 nucleotides long. RefSeq names its product serine/threonine protein kinase (gene HRR25). Gene Ontology annotation, biological process: peptidyl-serine phosphorylation; signal transduction; endocytosis. Gene Ontology annotation, molecular function: ATP binding; protein serine/threonine kinase activity. Gene Ontology annotation, cellular component: cytoplasm; nucleus. Lineage: Eukaryota; Fungi; Ascomycota; Pichiomycetes; Serinales; Debaryomycetaceae. The record is from RefSeq and is a predicted model, not a curated record. The transcript has a single exon. Bases 1 to 1206 code for a protein of 401 amino acids.
AUGGAUUUGAGGGUUGGGAAAAAGUACCGUAUUGGUCGUAAAAUUGGAUCUGGUUCUUUUGGUGACAUCUACCUAGGAACAAACAUCAUUUCGGGUGAAGAAGUUGCUAUCAAAUUGGAAAACACCAAGGCAAAGCACCCACAAUUGGAAUACGAGGCCAAAGUAUACAAGGCAUUAAGUGGAGGUGUUGGUAUUCCAUUUGUCAGAUGGUACGGCACAGAGUGUGACUACAACGCCAUGGUUAUUGAUCUUUUGGGACCAAGCUUGGAGGACUUGUUCAAUUACUGUAAUAGGAAAUUCACUUACAAAACCGUAUUGUUGUUGGCCGACCAAUUAAUCUGCAGAAUCGAAUAUAUCCAUGCGAGAUGUUUUAUCCACAGAGAUAUCAAGCCAGAUAAUUUCCUUAUGGGUAUCGGGAGAAGAGGCUCCCAAGUCAAUGUCAUUGACUUUGGUCUUGCCAAAAAAUACAGAGACCCAAGAACUCACUUGCAUAUCCCUUACAGAGAAAAUAAGAACUUGACAGGUACCGCAAGGUACGCAAGUGUCAAUACCCAUUUGGGAAUCGAACAAAGCAGAAGAGAUGAUUUGGAAAGUUUGGGAUAUGUGUUGAUCUACUUUUGUAGAGGAUCCUUACCCUGGCAAGGCUUGAAGGCUGCAACAAAAAGACAAAAGUAUGAUCGGAUCAUGGAAAAGAAAAUGACAACACCAAACAAUAUCUUGUGUAAAGGCUUACCUUCAGAGUUCUUGGACUAUAUGAACUAUAUCAAAACCUUGAGAUUUGAUGAUAAGCCCGAUUAUGCAUACUUGAGAAAAUUGUUUAGAGACUUGUUCAAGAGAGAGAACUAUCGAUACGACUAUGUGUUUGAUUGGACAUUGUACAAGUUCCAGCAAGAAAAGCAAAGGGCCCAGGGUAAAGUUGAAGGCGGUGACCAGACACAACCACAGGGACAAGCACAGGGACAGCCACAAGAUGAUCAACAAGGUCAACAACAACAACAAGUUUCACAACCAACACAACCACAGCAACAAAUACAGGCACAGGCACAGCAAAAAACAGCACAACAAUUGGCUGACCAACGCUACAAUAGCCAAAAAGCCGUUUAUACUCCAAACCAAAACUAUUCAGCAAACUACCAAGAGAAACAAAAGAUUCCACAACCUCAACAACCGCAACCCCAGAAUCAAGGAAACCCGGCUUGGCUUUAA